Molecule: messenger RNA, 2988 nt
Organism: Otolemur garnettii (small-eared galago)
Lineage: Eukaryota; Metazoa; Chordata; Mammalia; Primates; Galagidae
Gene: PGR
Product: progesterone receptor
Exons: 8
Coding region: 166-2952 (928 amino acids)
Biological process (GO): steroid hormone receptor signaling pathway; regulation of DNA-templated transcription
Cellular component (GO): nucleus
Molecular function (GO): steroid binding; sequence-specific DNA binding; nuclear steroid receptor activity
Source: RefSeq, a predicted model, not a curated record
AGCGCCGCCCAAGCACACCCCCGACUCAGGAGGUGGAGAUCCCCAGGGUCCAGCCAAAUCCAACAUCCGUUUUCUCCUCCCUCUGGCCCUAUAGACUUGACACCCCUCCUUUCUUUCUCCCUCCUCCCUAGGACGGGGGAGGAGAAAAGGGGAGUCCAGGUCGUCAUGACUGAGCUGAAGGCAAAGGAACCCAGAGCUCCCCACGUGGCGGGCAGCGUGCCCUCCUCCGGCGAGGUCGGAUCCCCCCUGGUGGGCCACCCGGACGCAGGCCCCUUCCAGGGGAGCCAGACCUCGGAUGCCCUGCCAGUAGUCUCAGCAGUGUCCCUCUCCCUGGACGGGCUGGUCUUCUCUCGGCCCUGCCAGGGACAAGACUCCCCAAACGGAAAGACCCAGGACCACCAGCCGCUGUCGGACGUGGAGGGCUUAUACUCUGGAGUUGAAACCACAAGGGGUGUAGGAGGCGGCAGUUCUAGACUUCCAGAGAAGGACAGGGGGCUGCUGGACAGUGUCUUGGACACUCUUCUGGAGCCCUCGGGUCCGGGGCAGAGCCACGCCAGCCCUCUCGCCUGUGAGGCCACCGGCUCUUGGUGCCUGUUUGGCCCCCACCUCCCCGAGAACCCUCGGGCUGUCCCUGUCACUCAGGGAGUGUCGGCUCCGCUCAUGAACCGGCCAGGAGGGAAGGCUGGAGACGGCUCUGGGCGGCCGGCUGCCCAUAAGGUGCCGCCCCGGGGCCUGUCACCGUCCGGGCAGCUGCUGCUCCCGACAGCAGGGAGCCCUCUUUGGCCCGGGGCCCCCGCGAAGCCGUCUCCACAGCCAGCUGUGCUGGACAUGGUGGAGGAGGAGGAGGGCUCCGAGUCCGAGGACUCCGAGGGUCCGCUCCUCAAGGACAAACCUCGGGUGGCCGCAGGAGCAUCAGCAGCCGCGGUCCCCGGCGCGGCCACAGGAAGCCUCGCCCUGGCCCCCAAGGAAGACUCCCGCUUCUCCGCAUCCAGGGCCGCCCUGACGGAGCACGACGCCCCCGCGGCGCCGGGGCGCUCCCCGCUGGCCACCACGGUGAUGGACUUCAUCCACGUGCCCAUCCUGCCUCUCAACCAUGCCUUCCUGGCCGCGCGCACCCGGCAGCUGCUGGAGGGGGAGAGCUACGACGGCGGGGCCGCGGCCGCCGCUGCCUUCGCCCCACCUCGGGGCUCGCCCUCCGCCUCGUCCACCCCGGUCGCCGCCAGCGACUUCCCCGACUGCGCGUACCCGCCGGACGCGGAGCCCAAAGACGACACGUUCCCGCUCUACGGCGACUUCCAGCCCCCCACCCUGAAGAUCAAGGAGGAGGAGGAAGGUGCGGAGGCCGCCGCGCGCUCCCCGCGCCCCUACCUGGUGGCCGGCGCCGGCGCCUCCGCCUUCCCGGACUUCCCGCUGCCGCCGCCGCCGCCCGCGCUGCCGCCGAGAGCGCCGCCCUCCAGGUCCGGGGACGCGGUGGCGGCCGCCCCCGCCGGUGCCUCGGUCUCCUCCGCGUCCCCGUCGGGCUCGGCCCUGGAGUGCAUCCUGUACAAAGCCGAGGGCGCGCCGGCCCCGCAGGGCCCGUUCGCGCCGCAGCCCUGCAAGGCUCCGGGCGCCGGCUCCUGCCUGCUGGCGCGGGACGGCCUGGCCUCCACCUCGGCCUCCGCCGCGGGGGCGCCGCCCGCGCUCUACCCGCCCCUCGGCCUCAACGGGCUCCCGCAGCUCGGCUACCAGGCCGCCGUGCUCAAGGAGGGCCUGCAGCCGGUCUACCCGCCCUAUCUCAACUACCUGAGGCCCGAUUCAGAAGCCAGCCAGAGCCCACAGUACAGCUUCGAGUCCUUACCUCAGAAGAUUUGUUUAAUCUGUGGGGAUGAAGCUUCAGGCUGUCAUUAUGGUGUCCUUACCUGUGGGAGCUGUAAGGUCUUCUUUAAAAGGGCAAUGGAAGGACAGCAUAACUACUUAUGUGCCGGAAGAAAUGACUGCAUUGUCGACAAAAUCCGCAGAAAAAACUGCCCAGCAUGUCGCCUUAGGAAGUGCUGCCAGGCUGGCAUGGUUCUCGGAGGUCGCAAGUUUAAAAAGUUCAAUAAAGUCAGAGUUAUGAGAUCACUAGAUGCUGUUGCUCUCCAACAGCCAGUGGGCCUUGCCAGUGAAAGCCAAGCCCUGACCCAGAGGAUCACUUUCUCACCAAAUCAAGAAUUACAGUUGAUCCCAACACUGAUCAACCUAUUAAUGAGCAUUGAGCCGGAUGUGAUCUAUGCAGGACAUGACAACACAAAGCCAGACACUUCCAGUUCUUUGCUGACAAGUCUUAAUCAACUAGGCGAGAGGCAACUUCUUUCAGUAGUCAAGUGGUCUAAGUCAUUGCCAGGUUUCCGAAACUUACAUAUUGACGACCAGAUAACUCUCAUCCAGUACUCCUGGAUGAGCCUGAUGGUGUUCGGGCUGGGGUGGAGGUCCUACAAGAACGCCAGCGGGCAGAUGCUGUAUUUUGCACCUGAUCUAAUACUAAAUGAACAGCGGAUGAAAGAAUCAUCAUUCUAUUCGUUGUGCCUUACCAUGUGGCAGAUCCCACAGGAGUUCGUCAAGCUGCAAGUGAGCCAGGAGGAGUUCCUCUGUAUGAAAGUCCUGCUGCUUCUUAAUACAAUUCCCUUGGAAGGACUAAGGAGUCAAAAUCAGUUUGAAGAGAUGAGGUCAAGCUACAUUAGAGAGCUCAUCAAGGCAAUCGGUUUGAGGCAAAAAGGAGUCGUGUCUAGCUCACAGCGUUUCUAUCAACUUACAAAGCUUCUUGAUAACUUGCAUGAUCUUGUCAAACAGCUUCACCUUUACUGCCUGAACACCUUCAUCCAGUCCCGGGCACUGAGCGUCGAGUUUCCAGAAAUGAUGUCUGAAGUUAUUGCUGCACAGUUACCCAAGAUCUUGGCAGGGAUGGUGAAACCUCUUCUCUUUCAUAAAAAGUGAAUGUCUUUUUUUUCUUUAAAAAAAUUAAAUUUUCUG